Passer domesticus (house sparrow) is the source of this 1977-nucleotide messenger RNA. Its product is annotated as mas-related G-protein coupled receptor member H-like. Gene Ontology annotation, molecular function: G protein-coupled receptor activity. Gene Ontology annotation, biological process: G protein-coupled receptor signaling pathway. NCBI's taxonomy places the organism in Eukaryota, Metazoa, Chordata, Aves, Passeriformes, Passeridae. The record is from RefSeq and is a predicted model, not a curated record. The transcript has a single exon. The coding region runs from base 21 to 929 and encodes 302 amino acids. Gene Ontology annotation, cellular component: membrane.
GUGAGAUCAGUGUCUCCAACAUGGCCGUGCACAUUGUGACGCUGCUCAUCGGCCUCUGUGGGCUGGCUGGGAAUGGGGCUUUCCUCUGGCUCCUCCACAUUGAUGCCCUCACCGACUUCAUCUUCAACCAGGCCAUCACCGACUUCCUCUUCCUCAUCUUCAUGGUCCCCUCCGCUCUGCUCUUCCUUGUGGAGGAAGUGUCCUGCUCUGCUAUAAUGCCCCAAAUGUAUUUGAGCUUGCUUUUCCAGUUGUCACUGUUCUCUUACAACAUGGGGCUCUACCGGCUGUCGUUCAUCAGCAUUGAGAGGUGCAGGUCCAUCCUCUGCCAGUUUUUCUGUGGUUGCCAACUUCCUGAGCGCGUGCUGUGGGUAGUGAUGAGUGCCCUCUUCUGGGCCUUCCUCUUCGUUGUCAUCGCAGUCAAUCCCAUGGUGACUUCCCAGUGCCAGUCACUUGAGCAGGAGCAAUGCCAGGUGGCUCUCACCUCCAUGUACGCCCUCAACCUCUUCCUAUUUGCUGCACCCAUGGUCAUUUCCAGCACAAUCCUCUUCAUUAAUUUCAAGCCUGGCUCCCAGCAGCAGCCACACAGGAGGCUUGACAUCGUUAUCUUCCUCAUUGUACUCCUCAGUCUGCCCCUCAGUCUCUGGUCUUUCCUGCAGCAGCUCGGUUACACAGCUGUGCCCUCCCAGGUGGUUUUCCUGCUCACCUGCAUCACCAGCAGCAUCAAACCCUUCAUCUACUUCUUGGUGGGGAGCUGGAAGAGACCCUACUCCAUGAGGAGCUGCUGGAGACACUGCUCCAUGCAGAGCUGCAGGAGGCACUCCUCUGUGCAGUCCCUAAGGAAGGCGAUCCACAGGGUGUUCGAGGAGCCAAAAGAAAACACUGCCCACAGCACUGAACCAACCAUGGACACACAGACCUCAGCCUUUUGAUCCCUUGCACUGCACUGCUGAAGGACCCUGGGACAGUGGCUGAGAGAUUCCUUGAGUCUCCUGGUCAGUAAAUGCCCACAGUGUCACCCUCCCUGUGCUGGGGCAUCCCCAACCCCUUUCCAGGCCGCUCUGGGCUCUGAUCCGUGCUUGUGAGGAAAUGCAAAGGGAUCCACAGGGAGCAUUUGCCCCACAUCCCCUGCAGGCUUGCUAAUCUGUUUCUGCACUGGCUCCAGCCACAUUUAUCAUCCUCUGAGCUCCUGAGGAGCAUGAUGGAGCUGGGCUUUCUUCCUCCCUCCUUGGACCUCCUAUGACCAGGAGGAGCAGAGACCCUGCUGGGAGUCCUGGCUGGAGGGGGGAAGGAUCGGGGCUGUUGGGUGGAAAAGGGGGCUCUGGGGAUGGUCUGGGGUGUUGAAGGUGGUUUCGGAGGGGUCAGGAGAGGCUCAGAGGUGGUUGGAGGAGGUCUGGAUACCAGAAACCCCGUAUCUCCCCACUAGAGGACAGCAGAGCCUGACAAGCCGUGAUUGGAGCGGGGGAGCGGCUCCAUCUGAGAAAGCUGUCGGAUGUGAUAAGAUGGGGUGAGGAUGGAGAGCCUGGAGGGAACGGGGAAUGAGGAGCAGGGAUGAGGGAUAGAAUGGAGAGCAGCUCAGGGUUGUUUGGCCCUGAGCAAGUUUUGGCAAUGAUCAUGGAGGUAUUACCAUAUUGGCACUUGAUUCUGAGAAGCUCCCAGCUGCCUCACCAACACUGCCAGCACUGGCAGCAUUCCAGAGCCGCCAGCACCACCAGCAUCCCUCUGCUUCUGGAGGGACAAUGACCCCUCAGGGAAGAGAAACUAGGAAUGUCAGAAACCCUUCCCUUUUGGGAAAGGGAAGGCUGUCAGAGAAUGGACAUUCUCCUGGGAAGGAGUGUUUCUAAUCAGGAGGAAAUGAGGAGCCAUUCACAAAGACAAAGAGGUUUGGGGUUUUGUGUUUGUUUGUUUGUUUGCUUGUUUGUUUGCUUUUUUCCUUUGUACCAAAAACCAUAAGGCUGUUUAACUCUGACCUAGCCAAAG